Messenger RNA from Ilyonectria robusta, 819 nucleotides. RefSeq lists its product as uncharacterized. Gene Ontology annotation, cellular component: membrane; endomembrane system. Bases 1 to 819 code for a protein of 272 amino acids. The record is from RefSeq and is a predicted model, not a curated record. Lineage: Eukaryota; Fungi; Ascomycota; Sordariomycetes; Hypocreales; Nectriaceae. The transcript has 2 exons.
AUGGCAGAUUCCACCGUACGACAGCGCAAGCCCGCGCCUGAAGAAGAGCCACAGAAGGUGCAGACUCCGGAGAAGGAGGAAACGGAGGAGACGGAGGAGACCCCACUCAAGAAGGGCAAGAAGGUCAUUACAGACAUCGACGAUGAGGAGCUCGAUUCGUACAACCCCUGGGUUGAUAUCCUUCGGGUAUUGACCUUCCUCCUAUUGGCAUCUUGCGGACUCAGCUAUGUCAUCAGCGGCGGAGACAGCUGGUGGUGGGGACUGAAGCAUAAGCCCACCUACAUGACCGUCGACUACUGGAAGGAGAUUCUCAAGGGACCAGAUCCGCCCAUCAACCUCACCCUUGACCAGCUCGCCACCUUCGACGGCACCGACCCCGAGAAGCCCCUUUAUAUCGGCCUCAACGGUACCAUCUACGAUGUCUCCAAUGGCCGCCGUAUCUACGGUCCUGGCGGCUCAUACCACGGUUUCGCCGGCGUUGAUGCCGCACGCGCCUUCGUGACGGGCUGUUUCGCCGACGACCGCAACGCCGACCUCCGCGGCAUAGAGCUUAUGUACAUGCCUCUCGACGACCCAGAGAUCGACGCCCACUGGACCGAGAAGGAGCUCGCCGCCAUGCGCGUCCAGGAGCUGGAGGCGGCCAAGCUAAAGGCACACAACGCGCUGCUGCACUGGGUCAACUUCUUUUCCAACAGCAGGAAGUACAAGAAAGUUGGCUCUAUCAUCAGGGAGAAGGACUGGCUGGAGAAGGAGGAGCCCAAGAAGCUGUGCGCCCCAGCGGCAAACGGGAGGAAGAAGAGGACAGUCCCUACGGUCUAG